AUGCAAAGUGUCUCCAUCUUGACGAUCUAUGAGGAACCCGCUCUGUGCUAUGCUGGAACGCUCAAGAUCCCGAGGAACAUGGAUGUCAAGGGGCUCCGUGGGAGAGUACAUCGUCAACUACACAAGCAUUUCGCUCAACGGGAUCACGAAUUUGUGAAAGCGGACAUCUUGCAUCCUAAUCCUGACGCCAUUCUCCUCGCAACCGACCAGUCUUCGUUUGCGGCAUUCGAGGACGGAGACAAGGUGAUACACUUCGAAGAGUCUGACCAACUCUACGCCUUCGUUCCAGCAGCGUUCAAGAACGAGACUUCUGGUCGUCCAUCCACAGCUGCAGCUGGUGUUAGCCUAACGGCCCUCCAGCUCAACCAGCUUCAAAGCUUGGUCAUCGACCCAAUGGGCAGAAGGAUCCAGGAACUUCAACACAAAAAUGCCGCAGCGCAGGAGAGGCGCAACCAGGAUGUUGCAAAGGAAAGAGAACAGAAAGCAAAGGUGAAGAAAGAGCUGAAAGAGGCGGAAACCCUUCAUGAGACUACUGUGCUUGAGAUGGCGAAACAGCGCAGUGAUCAGUUCGGUCUGCUAAUGGCGCGCAUGGAUAGGAUGGAGGUGGAGCACAGAGAGAUGGACGAGAGGCUUCGAUGCGAGAAAGACGAGUUGGAAGAGAGGCUUCGAUGCGAGAACGACGAGUUGGAAGAGAGGCUUCGAGGAGAGAAGGAAGAGUUGGAAGCAAGGCUUAGGAAUGAGAAGGAUGGUCUUGAGGAUAGGCUGAUGUCGGAGAUCAAGGACUUGAAGGAGCAAGUUGGCGAGCUUGAGAACGCACUCACAAGCGCUCUCAUUGACCAGGACUUGACGCCGAUGCACUGCAUCCGUCUGAGGGCGCUUUUGGAUGAUGUUCAAGGCGACCUCGCCAAAGCGGUCUCAGCCCACGCAAACCCUCCUCCUGGACUUACCCCUAACGACGCAGGAACUUCGUGGGCCUGGCGUGCAUUGCUAGACGCCGAGUCUAAACAUGACGGUGCCCGCAUCAAGUACGCUCGCUCGCUGCUCAAGAAUCUUCCUCAAUUCGCUUCUCUACACGACUCGGAUGCAGCAAUGACAGUGAUCUGCCAGCGUCGGUCAGCCAUACGUCGACUCGGGAACGAUAUGGCGCAUCGUUCCUUGAAGGGUGCAAAUCAGAUUUCGGACCUGCGAGGGGCAGUAGUGGAAGAGAAUGGAAAGCUUGCAGGAUUUCUAAAAAGGAGGUGCAGCUGGGGAUGGGAGUCAUUCUUGAAUUUUGGGACGCAGACGCAGCCCGCCGCAAGUUAA
Messenger RNA from Cyclocybe aegerita, 1302 nucleotides. The record is from the annotation of a GenBank genome assembly. Lineage: Eukaryota; Fungi; Basidiomycota; Agaricomycetes; Agaricales; Hemipholiotaceae.